Trichoderma harzianum CBS 226.95 is the source of this 681-nucleotide messenger RNA. RefSeq lists its product as hypothetical. The record is from RefSeq and is a predicted model, not a curated record. The coding region runs from base 114 to 407 and encodes 97 amino acids. The transcript has a single exon. NCBI's taxonomy places the organism in Eukaryota, Fungi, Ascomycota, Sordariomycetes, Hypocreales, Hypocreaceae.
AGGGUGUGGUACGAAUCCUUUGUAAUAAAUCAUGUUUUCCUACUAGGUAGCCAUUGCUUCUCACAGGAACAUAUGGGGAUGGUUGCAAGUUCAGAGCUGAGAGUCGUCCGACAAUGCAUAUACAACUAGAACUAAGAGCGUACAGAAGAAAACCAAUUCCACUCAUCUCAUUAGGACCAACAAGUCUCCGUAUUAGAAAGAAAACAUUUCGACUCCUAGCAGAUAGUCUACAAAAUCGGACAUCGGGGGAAAAUAGACAAGUAAGCAGUGUCAGUCCCAAUGUCGCAAUCUCGAUCCCAGUAAUCACUAAUACACCAAAAUGCAAGACACAGAAGCCACUAACCCCCGGCUCGCAACCAACCAAGUGCUUCCCACCUCUUCGCGCACAACGCAGAUAUAGAAGAUAAGGAAGAUCCUAUAUGUCGCUUCCCCCCUUCUCCUAUCCCCAAUUACCUCCGAUCAGCUCAGUUUCCUUGCAGAGCACUCAGCCAACCCCACUGGUGAAGUCACACUGACUUCAGCCCGUCGCACUAGCUCUUGUCCUUCUUUUCCCAUUCCGUCUAGCAAGCUCGCCCGGAUGAUAUGGGCUUUUUAACUUUUUGAUAGUUUCCAUGGAUAUUGCAGAGCUGAACCGCUGUUUCGGCUGAUUAGAUGCCGGUGCUGUGGUACAAGUGGGAGGAG